CCACUGCCAUGGAGACCAUUGGGAGCUGAAGGAGCUGCUGGCACCCAGAAAGCAGCGGAAGAAAGAGGAGGCCAGUGGUCCUGGACUAGCUGAGCAAGUGGGUGAGCCAGGAGCCAAGGCCACCUACUUAGCACAGUGCCCAGGUGGCAGCUGUGGAAGGGAACAGCAGGAGGGGUUCAGAGAGCCAUGAUCUGUCUGUCCUCUUCUUUCUGCAACCAUGUUUAUCACUGUGAUGUUUGGAGCUGGUUGUCGGGUGCUGGUGAACCCCUGGUGCAGCCUGGUGACUUUCAUUAAGCAUCUGAAACAGAAGGCUCAGCUCCCUCCAGAAGUAACCAUUGCUCUUCUGGCUGAAGACGGGCACCUGGUGAGUCUGGAAGAGGAGAUCGCCCAGGCCCCCUCCAUGGCCUGUUCCCUGCUACAGGAGCAAGGGACCUAUAUCCUGGUGCAGGUCAUUAGGAAAGAUGGGACCCCCACUCACUAUGAAUCCCUACUGGACAACUUAGAUGACCAGUGUCCGGAGUUAGCGGGUAUGUAUCAAAUAAGUGGGGGUGGAACAAAUCUACCCAGCUCCCGGCAACAGGAUUUCCCGGGUCUUCCAGAGGAGCUGGGCUGGCUCUCCGGCUUUCCAGGCACAAGCAACAGUCAGAGAAGACGCACAGGCAUUCGGUGUGGCCACCGGGAACACGGUCCCCUUUCAAGGUCUCGGAGGGUGGCCUCCCUACCAUCUAGAAACCGCUAGCUGGAGCCAGAGCCAGGAGGUCCUAUGACCUAGCGCACCACAGCCAAGUGGCCCAGCUAGACUUGGAUCCAAGGGGACUGGCCCUGACCUCUGCAUUAUGAUCAACUGCAAACAGACAGCGGUCCAGCGACACUCCUCUUUCAGAAUCUGGCAUUACUAAGAAGUUGCAUCAGCAAGAAGGAAAAGGUCACAGACAGGAUGCAAGAGCCCCCCCCCCCCAACACAUUCCAGUACAGGGAAAAGGAUCCAAGGACAAAAACAAGAAGAGUGAGGGGCAGAUGUCCCGGUGGCGCAGACAGCAGACUCCUCUUGAGGUUUCAGGGGCUAAGGCCUUGGGUCAUUUGCAAAUGUCUCACCCCUCUCCCCUACUUAGAGAUCCUCAGAGUAAUCUGUCCUUAGCUAGCCACAUGCAGAUUAUAGCAGGGUUCCUCCCCCCCUCCCCAGAGGUUCAAGGGCAGCCUAGAGUUACACAGCAAGAGAUAUUUUCUCUCUACAAGCGAGUGUGCGCGCGCGCGCACACACGCACACACACAAGGUACAGUACACUCAUGAGACAUCCAUUCGCCCAUCUCUCCUGACCCCAUCUCCCACCAGACAGGGAAUCAGUGGGCACACAGCAGGCUGUGGUCUAAAGUAAACUCUUUAAUGGAA
This is a messenger RNA of Mesocricetus auratus (golden hamster), 1390 nucleotides long. It is a transcript of the gene CUNH22orf15, whose product is annotated as chromosome unknown C22orf15 homolog. The coding region runs from base 218 to 739 and encodes 173 amino acids. The transcript has 5 exons. NCBI's taxonomy places the organism in Eukaryota, Metazoa, Chordata, Mammalia, Rodentia, Cricetidae. The record is from RefSeq and is a predicted model, not a curated record.